GUCUCUUAUUCUUGGUUCUCUCUCCGAAUUCUCUCGAUCGCAUCAUGGUCGAACUCCUCCCCAUUUUCAGAAAGGCCUAUUGGACGCUGGCCGGGGCCGGUCUGCUCUAUGUGGCCUUUGUCUGUUCCAUGACAUAUCCCGAUGUACAACGCUUUCUCCUCUAUGCAAACAAGAUCAAUCCUACAGUAUGGGAGGAUGUCAAUUUGGUUGAGUCUUUCGGCUUCUUGAAGACGCAGGUCCAGCCUUUUAACUUGGUGACACCGGACAAUGAAACCCUUUAUGGCUGGCAUUUAAUCCCUCCUCACCUGUGUCUGGAUCAUGAAGAGGAAUUGGAAGCAAAUGAGCCUUCCGGACCUGCCGAGGAUUAUACUAAAACGACGGCAUACAAACUCCUCGCGAACGACCCGAAUGCAAGGGUUGUCGUCAGCUUUCAUGGCAAUGCUGCUCAUCUCGCUUCUGCUCAACGACCCGAAAUCUACCGUAUGCUCUUGGGCUUGUCCACACCUUCUCAUCCCAUCCAUGUGUUCGCCAUUGACUACCGUGGAUUCGGCGUGUCUACUGGCUCCCCAACUGAAGAAGGGUUGAUCACGGAUGGCGUUUCCCUGAUAAACUUCCUCACUGCUGGCCCCUUGAAAGUCUCUCCCUCCCGGAUCGUCAUUAUGGGCCAGAGUCUGGGAACCGCUGUGAGUGCUGCAGUGGCAGAGCGCUUUGCCUUCGGAUCCCCGGACCCAACUGCCAUCCAGCCUGCCCUGAAGGACCCAGAGCCCUUUGCCGGCGUGAUCCUCAUGGCGUCUUUCAGCAACCUACCCAGCCUGGUUGAAUCAUACAGCUUCAAGGGCUUCACGCCACCGAUGCUCUCGCCCCUCAUGGGCUACCCGCGUGUUCAGAACUGGGUCAGGCGCCACAUUCUUGAUCGCUGGGACACGGCAGCUCGUGUUGCGCGCUUGACCGGUGUUGGACCGACGGCGCAAAACGACUCGUCUACUGGAUAUGCUAACAAGGAACUGGAUCUGGCUAUCGUGCAUGCGCGGAACGAUGUGGAAAUUCCAUGGUACGAAGGCCAUCGUGUCUGGACAGCCGCAACGGGCCAAAAUAACAAGGAUGCCCCUGGGACCAUUGUCUUGCAAAAGAAAGCGGCUGAGGGUCCUGGUGAAGUGCUCGUUUGGGAAAACCGAUCUCCGAAUGGGGCUGGAGCGGUCAAGAAGGUCCGCUGGGAGCGCGUCACCUACGGUGGCCAUAACCGUGUCGCCACUUUCUCUACCGCCGCACUAUCCGUGCUCAGAGCAUUCGAAGAGUAACUGAUCCAAAAGUCCUAGGGAACCCUUUUUGAAUCUAUUAUAUUAUAUCCGGAAUUUCCUACAUACGAAAACCCACAUCUGUCUGGGGUUAGAGAAAGAGUGUGAAAUAGAUAAAAUAUGGAAGUGAAAUACAUGCAAUAUACAAUUCAAAACCAAAUCAAACCAUAUUCUGUAUCUAGAUGACGAGAGGAGAUGCUAAUUA
Molecule: messenger RNA, 1500 nt
Organism: Aspergillus steynii IBT 23096
Lineage: Eukaryota; Fungi; Ascomycota; Eurotiomycetes; Eurotiales; Aspergillaceae
Product: alpha/beta hydrolase
Exons: 5
Coding region: 45-1298 (417 amino acids)
Source: RefSeq, a predicted model, not a curated record